UCUCUCUCUCUCUCUCUCUCUCUCUCUCUCUCUAAGCGUAAUGUAUGCAAUGGUUUCGAUAAUUCUCCCAAAUUCAGAUAAUACGCAGUUUCUAAUCUGUCAAAAUGUCGAUUUUUUCGAGCUUUUGUCGAUCGGAACUUACAAAUUGCGAACGAUUUCAGUACACAUUUGCCCUAAUUAGUGAGUUUUUAGGAGUAGUUUUCCGAAAACAAAAUUUGGGAUCACAGGGAGAUUUUUGCUAAGGAAAAAUGUGAGUAGAGUCCUUUUAACAAUUAGAGUAAACUUAGGGGUGCUGAAUGCAAUAAACCCUAUACAUUUUGGCUUUUUUGUUAUAGCAAUUUCUUUUGAAAGAUUUGGGCUUUUGAGUUUUGUGGUUUGGUUCAACUUACUUUUGGUUCACUUGAUAUGUAAUCAGUAAGUAACAAUAAUCAUUGUUUGGAUUCUGCUAUAUAAUGCUGGUAUAAGGUAUUGUUUGUUUCUGUAUUAAUAGGCAAAGUUCCAAACUUCCACAAUGACUAAAGUUGUUCUAUCUGUUUACGAGUUUUGCAGAUUCGAGGAGAAAUAAAUAAGAAAUUAUGUCGCCGGGAAAGGAAAUCGUCGAUCUUUCAGGACCUGCUGUAUCAGAAAGAGAACAUUUCGACCUUUCGGGACCUUUGCAUUUGACAACAGUUGAUUGGACAAAUCCGAGUCACCGAAGGUCAGUUGCAGCUAGUUUGGUUCAGAGCGUAUAUAUAUUGGAAAGAGACCGCCAAGAAAAGCGAAACGGCCCCCACGCUCUCGCCCCUCCUUGGUGGGAGUUUUUCCAUUUUAAGCUAUACAAGCACCUCAUCGACGAAGCUGAUUCUUGCAUAUUCGGUGCCAUAUUCCAGCUCACCACUCCCACAACCCACAAUUCCCCACGCUUUGUCAUUGCCUUUCGAGGUACGAUAACCAAAGGCGACGCGUUCACACGCGACCUCGAGCUCGACGUCCACAUCAUCCGAAACGGGCUCCACCAAACAUCCCGUUUCGAGACAGCUAUACAGGCCGUUCGCUACGUCAUCGCCACGUUCGGAAGCUCGAACGUAUGGCUGACAGGUCAUUCUCUAGGUGCAUCUAUGGCAUUGCAGGCAGGGAAAAGCACCGCAAAAACGGGUAUUUUCCUCGAGGCCUUUUUAUUCAAUCCUCCAUUUUUGUCUGCACCGAUUGAGAGGAUAAUCAAGGACACGAAAGUGAAGCACGGGCUUCGAUUCGCUGGGAGUGUUAUUACAGCUGGGCUGGCUCUUGCAAUGAAAAACAAGAACCGUGGUUCGGGGGUAAAUACGACAUUUGACGUGCUGUCAGAGUGGCUGCCAUGUCUGUUUGUGAAUCCGAGUGAUCAUAUAUGCUCGGAGUAUGUGGGGUACUUCGAGCAUAGGAAAAGGAUGGAGGAGAUUGGGGCGGGGCAGAUUGAACGGCUGGCGACGAGGCACUCGAUCGGAGGGCUGCUGUUGAAUGCGGUUGGUGGGGUGGAGUUGGAGGAGCCGCUGCAUCUGAUCCCGUCUGCGAAUUUGACGGUGAAUUUAACUCCGGCGACUGAUUUUAAGGAUGCUCAUGGUAUACAUCAGUGGUGGAGGCCUGAUCUGCACUUGCAAUCUAACUCUUACAAGUUAUAGAUGAUAAAUUCAUUUCCUUGGUCAAGAUUCUUGAAUUUAUUUAUUUAUUUAUUAAUUAUUAUUAUUUUUAUUU
Molecule: messenger RNA, 1707 nt
Organism: Erythranthe guttata (spotted monkey flower)
Lineage: Eukaryota; Viridiplantae; Streptophyta; Magnoliopsida; Lamiales; Phrymaceae
Source: RefSeq, a predicted model, not a curated record